AAUUUAAUAAAAUGAAGUGGAUUUCUGUGGCAUUUUGUUUUCUUUUAACAAUUGUGUCUUCGCGACAACACAGUGAAAACGAUGUAAUACAAACUCCCAUAGUAGAUGUGGAAUUAACCGAUGCUGGAUUCCAUCGAUAUCUUAUCUAUACUGUGCAAUUCGAUUAUCCAUUGGCGGGUAAGGAGUGUGAAUACGUUUUAAAACAGCAUUUGCCGGCAUCAGUGUAUGUAAGUGUCGAUCAGCUGGAUGACCUGAAGCGAUUGAAAAAGCUUGAUGCCAUUUAUCCCUCCUUUGUUGAUAUUGAAAAACCAACAGAGCAAUCUAAACCAUUUGAAGUUUUUCUCAAAGGUGUACCCAAAAUAACUGAUACUAUAACAUUGCCCAUACAUUUUCGCUACCAUGCACCAAAUGAUGAAAGUUCCUCUGUAUCAGUCGAUAUAAAGACACCCACAAUGUUUAUCAAUUGUCCUAAACACGAACAAAAUUUGUUAGAAAAUGAACUGCAUAUAGAGCCUAACACCCUCUAUUGUUUAGAUGAAAAAGUGCCAAAUAUUAAAGAAUCAACGAGUCACCAAACGUUGGCAAAAUGGAAUGAACCUUGCAAUUGGAAAUAUGUCAAGGUGGAUGUUAAAAUAAAAUCACCUUUACGUGCAGAAAUACCAGUGGGUAAUGAACGUGCCUUUCCGCCUAUACUGUAUGCCACCAUUAUUGUCAGUUGGAUUGUAUCGUUAUGGACUGUAUUUCGCACAAGACGUGUUCCUAUGGCCAUCAAUGAAAAGCUAGAAGAACAAAGACUUUUGCAAAAGAAACAUAAAUAGAAUAGGCAAGGGAAAGAUUUAAAAACGAAAGACUUUAGCCAAAAAUAUUAUUAAUUACUGUAAUAAUUAUUAUAAUAAUAGCAAUAUCCUAAAAAUGGAAAAUAAUGUAAGCAAUCAUGUUAAAAAGCAUUUGUAUGUAACGUAUAGUAUUAGCUACAACUUUAUAUUAAAAAAAUACAAACUGUAUUUCUAACAAUAAAAUAAAUUUUUAAAUUCGGCUAUGAA
Molecule: messenger RNA, 1043 nt
Organism: Lucilia cuprina (Australian sheep blowfly)
Lineage: Eukaryota; Metazoa; Arthropoda; Insecta; Diptera; Calliphoridae
Gene: PIG-X
Product: phosphatidylinositol-glycan biosynthesis class X protein
Exons: 4
Coding region: 12-818 (268 amino acids)
Biological process (GO): GPI anchor biosynthetic process
Cellular component (GO): endoplasmic reticulum membrane
Source: RefSeq, a predicted model, not a curated record